This is a messenger RNA of Archocentrus centrarchus (flier cichlid), 4132 nucleotides long. It is a transcript of the gene adam17a, whose product is annotated as ADAM metallopeptidase domain 17a. NCBI's taxonomy places the organism in Eukaryota, Metazoa, Chordata, Actinopteri, Cichliformes, Cichlidae. Gene Ontology annotation, cellular component: plasma membrane. Gene Ontology annotation, molecular function: metalloendopeptidase activity. Bases 99 to 2708 code for a protein of 869 amino acids. Gene Ontology annotation, biological process: Notch signaling pathway; membrane protein ectodomain proteolysis. The record is from RefSeq and is a predicted model, not a curated record. The transcript is spliced from 19 exons.
UUAAUGCUAAAAGCGGAUGUUUUCCAUUCGGUGCACUUCCGGAAAGCUCAGUUAGCUGUCGAAGCAGACUGGUUAAUUUCCACUGACAAUGACCGCACAUGUAUAGUGAGCUCUGCUAUAAAAUGGGGAGCAUACUAUUAAUUACCCUUCUGGCUCCUUGCUGGGUGAACGCUGCAAUUAAGUCGAGGACUGCUACCGAAGCCAAUCACGGAGACCACCCCGAGUUCGAUGAUCUGAAUUCCAUUCUGUUGGAUUAUGAGGUGCUGCCUUUGUCAGGCCUCCAGCUGCACUCUGUGAGAAAGAGGGAUGUCCACACCCAGUCCCACCUUGAGCGCCUGGUGAGCUUCAGAGCCCUGCACAGACAGUUCAAGCUAUACUUGACCACAAACACAGACCUUUUCACUGACAACUUCAAAGCUUUGUUUGUUGACAAACAUGGGAGGAAGGAGAAUUAUGAUGUUCAGCUCCAGAACUAUUUCACUGGACAUGUUGUUGGGGAGGAGAAUUCCCGGGUGCAGGCACACAUAGAUGGAGAUGAGUUUUCUGCUCACAUUCUAACUGAUGAAGCAGAAUACAAUGUAGAGCCGUUGUGGAGGUUUACUGAUUUCCCAGCUGAUGGCAAGUUGCUGGUUUAUCGUUCAGACGAUAUCAGGAAUCUGAGCCGCAUUGCUUCUCCAAAAGUGUGUGGCUAUGUCAAUGCAGAGGCCAAGGAUCUUUUGCCAGAGACUGCCAGGACGGACUGGGAAGGGCAGGAAAAGGUGGACCAGGAAGAGGAAUACCACCACAGAGAGAAGAGACAAGUUCACGACCACAGGAAGAAUACCUGCCCACUGUUGCUGGUUGCAGACUACCGCUUCUUCAAACACAUGGGCCGCGGACAAGAGAGCAUUACUCUGAACUACCUGAUUGAGCUGAUUGAUCGAGUUGAUGACAUUUAUAGAAACACAACAUGGAAUGAUGAGUUCAGAGGCUAUGGGGUCCAGAUCCAUCAGAUCAUUAUUAACAAGGAGCCUACAGAGCCUCCCUCUGGCCAGUCCAGCUGGGUCCAUUAUAACAUGAAGAACAGCCCUGUGAAAGGAAAGGAGGUCUGGGACGUGAAGAGACUUCUGGAGCAAUUCAGCUCAGACAUCGCUGACAAUGCCUCCAGAGUAUGUCUGGCCCACCUGUUCACCUACCAGGAUUUUGAUGAGGGGACAUUGGGCCUGGCCUAUGUGGCCCCCUCCAAACCUAUGGCUCUGGGUGGCCUGUGCCCAAAACCUUACUAUCCAUCUCAUUCUUCAAAGAAGCCAAGUUACCUCAACACAGGCCUGACCAGCACCAAGAACUACGGCAAAACCAUCCUCACAAAGGAGGCAGAUUUGGUAACCACUCAUGAGCUGGGCCAUAACUUUGGGGCAGAGCAUGAUCCUGAUAAUAUCCCGUACUGUGCCCCCAGUGAUGACCAGGGGGGAAAGUUUGUCAUGUACCCUAUUGCUGUGAGUGGAGAUCAUGUGAACAACAAGCAUUUUUCCAACUGCAGCAAGAUUUCUGUAGGAAAGACAUUAAGUUAUAAGGCACCUCAGUGUUUCAAAGAGAGGAACAGUAAAGUCUGUGGAAACUCCAGAGUAGAGGAUGGGGAAGAUUGUGACCCUGGGCUUCUCCACAUCAAUGAUGACCCCUGCUGCACGUCUGGCUGCAAGUUCCGCAGUCAUGCACAGUGCAGUGACAGAAACAGCCCUUGCUGCAAGAACUGCACUUAUGCACUGAGAGGAACAACAUGCCAGGAGUCCAUCAAUGCCACCUGUAAAGGCAAAGCCGUCUGCACAGGUAACAGUAGUGAAUGCCCACCUCCUGAAAAUGCGGCAGAAGACACAGUGUGUGUUGACAAAGGCCGGUGUCACAAUGGAGAGUGUGUCCCCUUCUGUACGGCUAUGCAGAACCUUCAGCCCUGUGCUUGCAAUGAUACUGAGGACUCCUGCAAAGUGUGCUGCAGGAGUAAAAAUGGCACCUGCUCGCCCUGCAUCCAUGAUGGUAACUUUCUUUUCCUCCGCAAAGGAAAACCCUGCACUGUGGGCUUCUGUGAUGAAGGCGGAAAAUGCAUGAAGCAGGUACAGGAUGUGAUAGAGAGGCUGUGGGACUUCAUUGACAAGCUGGACAUAAACACAUUUGGGAAGUUCUUGGCUGAUAACAUAGUGGGCUCAGUCGUGGUGUUUUCCCUCAUCUUCUGGAUUCCUCUCAGUAUCCUGGUUCAUUGUGUGGACAAGCGACUCGACCAGCAGUAUGAGGAGACCACAAAGUCAUUUUACUAUCCUCCAAAUAAUCAAGACAUGCUCGAGUCAGCAGCCGUGCGCAUCGUCAAGCCUCCUCAGCCUCCCUCCUCCUCCGGCGGCCGGACCGCGCCCUUCACCCAGCCCCCACAGCCUCAGCAGCAGAGCCAGGUCCGGGCCACACUCGCAGCCAGCAUCGCCAGUACCCCGGCCCCCGGUCUGAACUCCGUCCCCACCCCGGACAGCGCAGGGGGACUGCGGAUGGCCACCAUCCAGGAGGACACCAGCAGCGACUCUCACCUGGGAGAGGAGGGCCUGCCGGACGAUUUCACAACCGCAGGAGCCUUCUCGUCGGCUACGAAAUCCUCCUUCGAGGAUCUGACCGAUCAGAACCUACCAGCCAGGGACCGGCGGCGCCUUAAGAGGCAGGACUGCAUCGAUAGUAAAGAGACGGAGUGCUGAGUGAAAACAAGUGGUCCUUUUUUGUUCAAAGGAGCCGACAUGCACAGGCAUCCUGAUAUCUGUUUUCAGGGAACAUGAGCAAAUGUGCAGCCUCCUGUGCUUUUCUUUCUUAUCAAAUCAAAGGCUGCAGCUGUUAGUAAAGAAUAAUAUAUCUUUUGUAGAUCAGAUUUUAGUGCUCUAAAGGUGUUUAGUUAGUCACAUGAAAUUUAAAUUGAGCCACUGAACAGAUACACAAGAAGUCUCAAAUCCCUCUAAAACCAGAUACAGACGAAUUCAUGUUUUUGUGCCUUUAGGUAAAGGUUUCCUCUGCCAGUUGAAGCUUUGACAGCUGAGGAGGUCUAUAGAAAUAAUAACCACAGCCAGUUCUUUAAAAAUAAUGUUCAUUUUAUAGUAACCCAAUAGCUAAAUUUGUUUCUGACAAUGCAAAUAUUGGACAGGAACAAAAAGAUAAAUAUUCAAGUAAAAUCCCCACAGAUUAAAAAUGAUAAUACUAAUCCUUAUUCUAAGGCUUAUUCUGUAUUAUACUGUAAGUAACCUAGAGUUGUGUAUCAUCAGUUUAAAAAAAAAAAAAGUGAAGGGCAUCAAGUGAACAAGCUCACACAUAAUUGCUUGCUCCAAACAGGGUCCAGAAGCCGCACAAGCCUCGCCAGUAUGAUCCAGAAACAGUCAGUUAUGUAUAUUGAUGUUGUAACUGUGACUGUUGUUUUUCACUGAAGGAAACAUUUACUGUGAGUGAAAACAGAACAUAAAGACGAGUCGAUCUCAUUGCUGAACCUCAAGUGUUUUUAACAUCACUGGAGAAUUGUUUAGUUUUACAACAUGUUUAUACAUGUUCUGUUCUGUUUCUCAUCCCUUGUUUCUUUGACUUACAGUCCAACAUUUUAAUAGUCAACAUCGUGUUUUUUAGUAGGUGGAGCUUAAAGUGAGGAGAAGUAAUAUCAGCUUGUUAAAGCUUCAGUAUUGUGAUGGUUAGAAAAAAAGGGUCUCCUGUGUGACCCUGUAGGAAACAGUAUGGUGCCUUUUUGGAUUUUGUGACCAACUGUCCCAUGGUGGUUUAUAUCCAUAGACAAUUCCCAGCAGCUGAAUGCUGGAACAUUCUGGAUUUAGGUUUUGAGAAAUAGUUUUGGUUUAGUCUAUGUGCCAAGGUGAGCUCUGCACUCCUUUAUUAUUAUUUUUUUUUAAUACUGUCUCACCACUGUUACCUGCUCUGUCUUAUGUUAAGAAAAUAUGUAAGGUCAAGAAAAAAAAAGACUGUAGCUUUUAGUGUACAGGAUGGAUGUGAAAGUGGACAAAACAAGCCUGCUGUAUAUCAGAUGUGUAUAUUCCUAAUGUUUUUAUGCUUACAAACAUCUGCUCAAGUUUCUUUUACAACUUUUGCUUGUUUCCUACACAAAUCUCAAAAUAAAAAAAAGUUUGUGCACCGA